AUGGCCUCACCCCAGCCGACUAACCGCUUCCUGUCGGUGGUCCGGUCGAUCCCCUUCCAGAUCGCCAUCGCCAGUGGUGUUUCCUUCACUGCUCCGGGCAUGUGGGAUGCCUUGAACAACCUGGGUGCUGGAGGUGCCGCAGAGCCGUAUGCUGUCUCAGCUGCAAAUGCCCUGCUGUAUGGACUGUUCGCUGUGGUUUGUAUCGCUGCCGGCGCCAUCAACAACCGUAUCGGGCUUCGCUAUGGCCUGGCGCUGGGCGCCAUCGGUUACCCUAUCUACGGUGCCGGUCUGUAUACGAACAACUACUCGCCGACGACCUGGUUUCUGCUAUUUGGAAGUGCUUUGUGUGGUAUUUCGGCUGGUUUCUUCUGGGCUGCUGAAGCGGCCAUCAUUAUCGGGUACCCUAGUCCCAAGGAUAGAGCGUUCUACCUAGCGAUUUGGCAAACCGCCAAAGCUGCAGGCCCUAUCGUCGGUGGUGCAAUCGAACUAGGCCUCAAUGCUCAAAACUCCGGCAAGGGAACCGUCAGUGCAAGCACGUACAUCGUCUUCAUCGUGCUCAUGUGCCUCGGACUUCCUAUCGGUCUGUGCCUAAGCCCAGCAGAGAAAGUCCAACGUAAAGACCGGACGCUGGUUGUCGUUCACACGCAAGCCACGUGGAUGGCCGAAUUCAAAGCCGUCAUUUCGCUGCUCUUCACCCGCCGUAUUGCCAUGCUGAUGCCGGCCUUCUUCAUCAGCUACUUCUACAACGGCUUCCAGAGCACCUGGCUGACCGACUACUUUACUGUUCGCUCCCGGGCUUUCUCCUCUUUCUUCACCAACUUCGCCGGCAUCACGUCUUCCUUCCUGAUUGCCACCUUGCUGGAUAAGCAGUCUAUCCACAUCAAGACGCGGGCCCGCAUAGCGUUCGCGUCGCUCAUUUUCGUGCUCGUAGGCACCUGGAUCUGGGCCACCAUCCUGCAGUACCAGUUCUACUACGAAUACACGAACCCAGUCUUUGACUGGUUCAAGGGCGGGUUCGGCAAGACAUACGCUCUUGUUUUCUUCUGGUCCUUCGGUGGACAGGCUUUCCAACAGUUCCUCUACUGGCUUGUCGGGCAGUACACCACCGAUCUCUCGUCCCUGUCUCACCACUGCGGUAUUCUCCGUGGAUUUGAGGCUCUGGGACAGACUGUUGCCUGGGCUAUGCAAUCCGAAGGCAACGCCAACCACUUCGUGAGCAUCGGCCUCAACUUCGGCAUCACCCUGCUCUGCGUGAUCCCCACGUGGAUCAUCAUCUCCGAGCUCGAGCAUACCCAUGAAGUGGAGGUUCGCGCGGAGGAUACCGCCAAGACUGUCGAUGAUGGCGAGGCCGAGCCGCAGACGGCUUAA
This is a messenger RNA of Aspergillus luchuensis, 1368 nucleotides long. RefSeq lists its product as uncharacterized. The transcript has 3 exons. The record is from RefSeq and is a predicted model, not a curated record. Lineage: Eukaryota; Fungi; Ascomycota; Eurotiomycetes; Eurotiales; Aspergillaceae. Gene Ontology annotation, biological process: transmembrane transport. Bases 1 to 1368 code for a protein of 455 amino acids. Gene Ontology annotation, molecular function: transmembrane transporter activity.